Messenger RNA from Aplysia californica (California sea hare), 1478 nucleotides. RefSeq lists its product as uncharacterized. The coding region runs from base 415 to 1335 and encodes 306 amino acids. Gene Ontology annotation, cellular component: transcription regulator complex; nucleus. Gene Ontology annotation, molecular function: DNA binding. Gene Ontology annotation, biological process: regulation of transcription by RNA polymerase II. The record is from RefSeq and is a predicted model, not a curated record. NCBI's taxonomy places the organism in Eukaryota, Metazoa, Mollusca, Gastropoda, Aplysiida, Aplysiidae. The transcript is spliced from 4 exons.
AUUCGUCUGACGGACAACAAGCGCACCCGAGCCCCGAACUCAACCCCAAAUUUCACCAAAUUGCAGUGUCGGUGCGUAGGGCCUAGGGCCUAACUGUUUUGAUGCGAACGACCGAAAUCAAUUGCAUAGACUUGAAUUGCAAAGAAACCAUUGAAGCCUAGAAAGUCCCAUGCCCUCUAAGUACAAUAGAAAAAAAAUCUUGAUAAAAUCCCUUCCAACACGAAACGAAACCGGAAACUCACCGAAAUAAGCUCCGACACCGAAACGAAUUAUGGUACAUGUAGACGGUUUCGUCCGCCAUUUUAACGGUGACGGCAUAGUUUCGUCCCCGAAAAUGAAAUAAGUACUGUAAAUGACCUCAUAAAUAUUCUGUAUACGCCUGCGGUCACCCCUUUUCUGCCUAAAUCGACAAAAAUGCCUGCUGCACAAGACAAAGCGAUGGUAGAAAAACUUGUUGAGCAAGUACGGAGUUACCCUGUGCUCUACGAUACGUCCAUGCAAGAGCAUAAAGACGCGCAACUGCUUCGUUACAUCUGGACCUGCAUUGCUGAAACCAUGGGCGACACUAGUUUGGAUGGAGAAGGGUGGAAGAAGAAAUGGAUCAGCCUUAGGGACACCUACACAAGAAGAAAGAGGGAGCUGGUGAAAAAUGGCCCUACUGCCUCAGCAAAAAAGCCCUGGGUUUUCUAUGACUUAUUGUCGUUCCUAGACGAGUAUCCCUGUGGAAAGAGGACAGCAGAAAGCGAUUUUCCUCCCAUCUCAUUCCAGAAGGAAGAGAGCGAGUCUUGCAGACUAGAAACAGUGUCAGAUGAUGAAAGACUAAGUGCAGUUUCUGUUUGCAGCCCAACAACGAGAGAUGAGCAGCAAGGCUUUCCAAGAUGUUCUUCAAUCACUUCACCUGUCGGUCGGAAGAGGCCAAGAGAGGCAGGGUCAACAAACAGUGUUGAUUUUGCUAUCAAAGAGCUAGUCGAUAUGAAAAGAAGUCAAUGUGCAGCUGAAAAGGAGGAGGCCGAACGAGACCCAGAUGGAGAUGAGGCUUUCUUCAAGAGCUGUAGCCGGCGUAUGAAAAAGUUAACACCUCAAGCGAGAUCUUUCCUCAAACUGCAAAUUUCUCAGUUGUUCUUCAAUGCUGAAAACCCCACUCUUCCUCCCAUGUCCAUCACUCCACUCAUGCACACAUUUCAGCCCACCACUGCUACCCCCACAGGAUCAUAUACAAAUGUUAUUCAUCAACAUACAAACAUCCUUCCCCAACAUGCAGCGAGUACCUCAGUUCCCAGCAUCUCAAAUACAGGUGAUCUUAUUCGUGAUGCAAUGAACCGAAGUGAAAUAUGAGCUUCUCAUCUUAUGCUGAAUGAUUAUUAUUCCUGCUGUUGGUGUCAUUGUCAUUAUGGUAUUUUUUUUCUCUAGUCGUUUGACUAAGCAAAUUAUCUAACAAUUUGUGAUGUACAAAGUAUUAAAUUUAUCAAUGAUAUUAA